AUGAAACUAUCGUCUGCCUUGCUUCUCGGAUUUCUUCCUCUGGCUCUAGCCAAGUCGAUUCUGGUCACUUACCCUCAGGACACUCCGGACUCGGUCAUCAAGGAAGCGCAGAAGUCCAUCGUGCAAGGCGGUGGUAAAAUCACUCAUGAGUACCAUUCCCAAGCCGCGACGCAUUCCCUCCCUCCCAACAUGGCGUCGGAACACACGAUCACUCAGGCCCUGUUGGAAUGGAUCAACAGUUUCUCUCUCGGUAAAACGCUACGAUCUACUGAGGAAUUAAGCGAUGGCACGAUACUUUGGGAAAUUCUGCAGGAUAUUGACCCUCAGUACUUCCUCAACGAAUUGCCCGAGCGGAAUACAUCCGAUCACUGGGUUGCGAAACUGGCCAACCUGAAACAUGUCCACAAGCAUCUGACCGGUUAUCUGCGAAUGCAAACCGGCAAACUGCCUUCUGGCUUGGACCCGUCUCCUGAUCUUCAAGCUAUUGCGGAAAAUAACUCGGUGAAGGACACCAACAAGCUCCUGAAACUGCUCCUGAUCGCCGUCAUUCGCUCGCCAAACCCAGAGAGAUUCGUCAAUCAAAUACAGGAUUUGAGUCUACAGGCGCAGGAAGGGCUCAAGAUCGCAAUCGAGGAGUCAAACGGGGAAUUGGUCUCAACCGAUGUCGAAGACGAAACCAACGAAGACACCAAGAAACAGGACCUUCCGGUCGAUCUCGAGCUGCAAUUCGAAGAACGAGUGGGAAAGGUGAUUGCGGAGAACGAUCGCUUGACGCAUGAAAAGAAGGAGUUGGAGAAAGCGCUGGAAGAUCUGCACAACCGCCUGGCGCGCCUCCAGGAAAACAAUGACACUCUGCAGAGCCGUCUUGCUUCAACGGAGGAUCGCUUGGUGACACUGAAGUCCGGAAAAGGCGACAUUGGGGUCAGUGCAAAGGCUUUGGAGUCAAAGACGCGUCAGCAGGAGGAUUUGAUCGCAUCCCAGGAGGAGAGAAUCGCCGCAGCGCAGGAUGAGAUUGACAGCUUGCGCAUGACGGUGGAGUCACUACAUGUCAAGAAUCAGCGCUUCCAGAAAUUACAAGAUGAUUACGAUGAGCUUAAGACCGACAGGGAUCAGCUUGCGCGAAAAGCCAAUGCAGCGGAAAAGUACCGUCAAAAGCUACAGGCCAGUCAGGAUUUUGAGAAAGAGAACCAGAGUCUGAAGAACCAAAUUAAAGACCUCCAGCAGCAAUUAAAGGAUGCGGACUCGCAGCAGAGAUGGUCAGCGGAGCGUGAAGUAGAACUUGAGGAAUAUCGCAGAGUUCUUCCGCGCAUCGAGCAGGAAUGCAGCGAGAUUCAGAACCUGAAAAAGCAGCUUGAAUUCAACAAUCAUGCCCUUACGGAACGCCUCAGUAGUGCCGAAGAACAGCGCGAGAGAGAUGAUGCACUGAUUAGUGAAUUGAGAGAACGGAUCCGCGAGCUUGAGGGCUCGCCCGGAAGUCCAUCGCUCACUCCAGGCACCGAGACACCAAAGCGAGGCACAUUACAGGAAGACUUUGAGGGCAUAGGUAUCCAGGAAUCUCAACUGUCAGUCCUUCCCACUAUAUUCGAAGAGGCUGAGCUGACCGACAGUAGUAAAGCGGAAAAUGACGAGCUGCGCAAGGAGGUCGAGUCGCUAAAGGAACAGCCCUCUGUAAGUUGGCUCGAGGAGGAAUUAGGAAAGUUCGCUGCGUACCAUGCUGACGACGAAUCCCAGAUUGGUUCCCAAUUUGAGGGAUUCUCGGAGAAUUUCUCACAUAUUCAUCGGCUCGCUCAGGCCAAUUCGUCACAAGGGUAUGUGAUUGAACCUCUUUUCUCACCACGUACUCACGGAAGGUUCAGUGACGAGUAUUGGAAACUAUACGACCACUACACGCAAGCACUUGGAAAACUUGCCGACGCUCAAGAUUCUCUCGAAAUUACCAAGAGGGCCCUGACAGACGCCAUGGCUGAGGUUGGACUUGCCGGCAAGGAGAAAGUAGACAUGAUUCAUGAAGUCAAGGAGAGCAACUCAGCCGAAGUGGCCAAGCUUCGUGCUGAAUGGGAUGACUGUCUGCAUAGAAUACAUUUGCUCGAGGCUGAGCUUGACGCUAGUCAAGAGUUGGUCCGAGAAGUGUGCGCCGAACGCGAUGAGCUGCGCAGCUUGUUCGACAAAAAGCAAGUCGAAAUACACGCGGAGGAUCAGGAAAUGUCCAACGAGAUGAAGAGGCUGCUGGCGGAACUGACGGCCCAGGAGAACGGUGAUUCUGCAGAUGCUUCUCAGAAAUCUGGUCCCGAGCUCGCCAAAGAAGUCGCCGAACUGAUCGAGAAGUAUCUUGAAAAGCUUGCGAAGCGCGCAGAGGUCAGUAGAUUCUCUCCAGUCCCUUUCAGUAACGCCGGAUCUACACAUUCUGGGAAAGUCUUUGCGAAGAGUUCAUCUACCGCGGCUGUAAAUGCUGGUUUGCGCCCUCAGCCACGGCGCUACAUUCACCAUCAAAACGAGCACAUCAAAUUCCUACAAGAGCGCAUCAGGCAUUUCGAAGAAGACGAUGCCGCUGAUGGUAUUAGCAAGGAGCGCGAGCUCGAGCUUCAGAAGGUCAUCGACAACCAGGCCCGCGAAUUGGCUCUUAUCAGCUCCGCCUGGUAUGAUCUCCAAGGCCGUUUACAAAGCAACAAUGUCACAGUGUCGAGAUUCCGCAACGGAGCCAACAUAAGCGAAUUUCAAAAGGGCUGGUUGGGGAGACAAAGAAGUCUAGUAGCAGGUCGCUAG
Molecule: messenger RNA, 2763 nt
Organism: Aspergillus thermomutatus
Lineage: Eukaryota; Fungi; Ascomycota; Eurotiomycetes; Eurotiales; Aspergillaceae
Exons: 6
Coding region: 1-2763 (920 amino acids)
Biological process (GO): cytoskeleton-dependent intracellular transport; cytoplasmic microtubule organization
Cellular component (GO): cytoplasm; centrosome
Molecular function (GO): dynein light intermediate chain binding; microtubule binding
Source: RefSeq, a predicted model, not a curated record